AUGUUUUAUGACAGAAAAGAGACUUUUAGAAUUGAAGUAAUAUCGUUAUUUAUUUAUUUUUUUUUAAAAAAAAAAGAAAUACGUAUAUUAAUCCGUUUUUUACAUGUUAGGGAACUAACAAAGGAGAUGUUUAAUCAUGGAUGGAAUAACUACAUGCAACAUGCAUACCCAGAAGAUGAGUUAAAUCCUUUUGAAUGUAAAGGUCGAGGAAGUGAUAAAGCUAAUCCAUUAAACAUCAAUGUGAAUGAUGUAUUAGGAGAUUAUUCCUUAACAUUAGUAGAUACUUUAGAUACUUUAGCUAUUAUCGGUACACAACAGGAAUUUGAGGAUGCUGUCAAUCGAGUGAUAGAAACGGUUUCAUUUAGUCAAGAUAAUAAAGUACAAGUUUUUGAAGUGAACAUUAGAGCAUUAGGAGGCCUCUUAUCUGCACAUCUAUUAGCAACUGACCCAGCGUUUAAUCGUACCAUUUCAGGUUACAAUAAUGAACUCUUGUCUUUAGCCAAAAAUGUUGCUGAUCGUCUUAUGCCUGCCUUUUGGGCUUCAAAAAGAACACAUAUUCCUUAUCCACGUGUUAACUUGCGUUAUGGUGUACCUACUACUGAAACAACUGAGACUUGUACAGCAGGUGCAGGCUCGCUAAUCCUAGAGUUUGGUGUCCUUAGUCGACUUACAGGAGAUCCCCGCUAUGAACAAGCAGCACAGCUUGCUUUAGACAAUAUAUGGCAACGACGAUCGGAACUAAAUUUAUUAGGUAAUGUAAUUGACAUCCAAACAGGUCAAUGGAUCCAUACUGCUUCCUCAACCGGGGCUGGUAUUGAUUCUAUCUUUGAAUAUAUGCUGAAAGCCUAUAUACUCUUUGGUGAAUCUAAAUACUAUACCAUGUUCGAUGAAGCUUAUCAAGCCUUGAUGCGCUAUGUCAGAGAUCGCACCGGGUAUCUCUAUCGUAACGUUCAUAUGAGUAAUGGCUCAUUAAUGUCGUAUUGGAUUGAUAGUUUAGGAGCCUUUUUUUCAGGCUUACAGGUGUUAGCAGGCGAUUUAAAUGGAGCAAUCAAGGGUCAUCUUGUUUACUAUAACUUGUGGAAAAAAUAUCAUGCUUUACCUGAACGCUUUAACUUUUACCAAAGGACGGUAGAUGUAGGAUUUUACCCAUUACGUCCUGAAUUUGUAGAGUCAACUUAUUAUCUCUAUCGAGCCACACACGAUCCAUUUUAUUUAGAAAUCGGAGAAAUGAUUGUAAAGGACUUGAAUAACCGAACUCGUCUACCGUGUGGAUUUGCGACAAUCGGUGAUGUAACAACAGGCCGCUUAGAGGAUCGAAUGGAAUCGUUCAUGUUAAGUGAAACACUCAAAUAUCUAUAUCUAUUGUUUGACGUCGAUCACCCAUUAAAUCAUAUGGAUUCGAAUUUUGUAUUUACAACAGAAGGACAUAUACUUCCAUUAUCUCGACACUACCUUAGAUCAACAGAAGCUGUGAAUGAACAAUGCCCAAAAUACCAUGAUUCUAUUCCUGGUGAUCUAGAUAUGAGCUCAAUGCCCUAUCAACCUGUUACCGAUUAUGCAACUCAAAUUGUAGGUACCACUGCUCCUGUCUUGCCAUUAUCGCAGCAUGGAUAUUGUGCUCUACCUUACCAAACGUUACCCUCAAAACGUAUCUUUUUUAUGGAGCAACAAUUGAACAAGGUUAGUGGAUACCUUGCUAAAUCACUUUCCGGGUUACGACUUGAGUUGAAGCCUCAAGGGUAUUUUUUAAAAAGAGGUUAG
Molecule: messenger RNA, 1761 nt
Organism: Cokeromyces recurvatus
Lineage: Eukaryota; Fungi; Mucoromycota; Mucoromycetes; Mucorales; Mucoraceae
Product: glycoside hydrolase
Exons: 5
Coding region: 1-1761 (586 amino acids)
Biological process (GO): endoplasmic reticulum mannose trimming; carbohydrate metabolic process; mannose trimming involved in glycoprotein ERAD pathway
Cellular component (GO): membrane; endoplasmic reticulum
Molecular function (GO): calcium ion binding; mannosyl-oligosaccharide 1,2-alpha-mannosidase activity
Source: RefSeq, a predicted model, not a curated record